This is a messenger RNA of Raphanus sativus (radish), 432 nucleotides long. RefSeq names its product dolichyl-diphosphooligosaccharide--protein glycosyltransferase subunit 1A-like. The coding region runs from base 1 to 432 and encodes 143 amino acids. The record is from RefSeq and is a predicted model, not a curated record. Gene Ontology annotation, cellular component: membrane; oligosaccharyltransferase complex. Lineage: Eukaryota; Viridiplantae; Streptophyta; Magnoliopsida; Brassicales; Brassicaceae. The transcript has 5 exons.
AUGGUAUCAAAGUCAACCCAUUUCUCAAAAAGGGUUUACCAAGAUACAAUCGCAACUGAUGGACUCUUUGACAACUUGUAUGAGAAAGAGAUCGUUUCGAUAGUUUGCAGGUUACUGGAACAGGGUUUGGAACCUCAGAGGGCUUUUUCAAGUAGUAAUCACAAGCUAUCAGUUACCACUCCAUUCGCUGUCAAGCAGUCUCACGAGAUCAAAUAUUCGCAUUUAGAUAUAGCUGGUAGACCAGUUGUUGUGCUCGAAAAGAACAACGUUGUCCCAGAUCACAAUCAGAAUAUACAGGUCUACUAUAAGUUCAGCAACAUCAAUCUGCUGAGUGAGCCAUUGAUGUUAAUCUCUGGCUUUUUUGUUUUGUUCAUCACUUGCAUCAUUUACACGCGGGCUGACUUCUCCAUCUCCAAGUCCUCUGUCACUUAA